Procambarus clarkii (red swamp crayfish) is the source of this 5962-nucleotide messenger RNA. RefSeq names its product protein abrupt. The record is from RefSeq and is a predicted model, not a curated record. Gene Ontology annotation, cellular component: nucleus. Gene Ontology annotation, biological process: regulation of transcription by RNA polymerase II. Gene Ontology annotation, molecular function: DNA-binding transcription factor activity, RNA polymerase II-specific; protein binding; RNA polymerase II cis-regulatory region sequence-specific DNA binding. Lineage: Eukaryota; Metazoa; Arthropoda; Malacostraca; Decapoda; Cambaridae.
GUGGGUGACGGGCGGGCGGGGUCGUAAGGACAGCGAGGAGGCAGCAGGCUGCGCAGCGGGAAGGCCUUGCACCAGCAGGCCAGGCGCAACACCAUGGGCAGCAGCAGCGAGCACCACCACCACCACCACCACCAACAGCAGCAGCACCACUACCAGCAGCAGCAGCAGCAGCAGCACCAUCACCACCACCAACAACAAGAUGACAAGAAACAGACAUACAACCUCUGCUGGAACGAGUUCCCCACCAAUCUGCUCUCCUUUUUCAAGGAGCUCCGGGAACAGGAGGAGUUUGUGGACGUGACCUUAGCUUGUGAGGGUCAACAGGUGUCUGCUCACAAGGUUGUGCUCUCUGCCUGCAGCCCUUACUUCAGGUCACUGCUCAAGAAUAAUCCAUGCGAUCAUCCUAUAAUCAUUCUGAACGAGGUUGGUUACAGUGAGUUGAUAACCCUGCUGCAGUACAUGUAUCAUGGGGAGGUGCAGAUUGUUCAUGACCAAAUCACCGAGUUCCUUCGGACAGCCAAACUGCUUCAGAUCCGCGGACUGGCCGAGGCUGCCGCAGCAGAGUCCCGCUCGCGGUCUUCACCCGAGUGCAGACGCGAGAACGGCCCGACCCGCGAGGCGGCCACUCCCACGCCCAAGAGAGAGCCAGUGGAGCCUGAAGAGGAGAGUCGGCCCCCAGAUAGUCCACAAGUCAAACGGAUCAAGCUAAGUAGCAGUGUUGGUCCAGUGCCUCCUUCCUCGCCUUCACCCCACCUGUCAGGGGACCCGAGCCCCCCAGCUCCCACGCCGCCUAUCCCCAGCCUGCCCCUAAGCAUGGCCAAUAUGGCUACCAUGGCAGGUCUGCCCAACUUGCCGCCCAUGGGUUUAUCUGGCGCGUCGCUGCCACUCUCCCUGCCCUCCUCCAUCACCGCCCUCCCGCCCGUGACGACCGCCCACCCUUCCUCCAUCCACCACGGCCGCUCCGCCCUCCACACCCCCACGCCCACCAACCACCAACCUUCCUACCACGGGCUGUACCCCAGCAUGGCGUCAGAGGACACCCAGGACACCAUGGGCAGUGACCGCUCUGAGGACCGCGACAAGUCCCGCCACGACGACGACGACUACGACCACGAGAGUACACUCGACAAGAUGUCUGGCCUGGCCAACAUGGCUGCACUUAAAGGUUUUGGGGGUUUCCCCGGGCCCUCGGGGCUGGCCAGCCUGACCUCGGCUGCCCUCGGCUCCAACUCCGACAGCAACCCCGGACGUCCACGGUUUGAUUUCUACCGAGUACGAGCGACGGACCCUCGGCCAUGCCACAUCUGUGGUAAGAUAUACAAAAACGCUCACACCCUGCGCACACACAUGGAAGACAAGCAUUCCAACUGCAAUGGAUUCCGGUGCGUACUGUGUGGCACUGUGGCCAAGUCGCGCAACUCCCUCCACUCACACAUGAGUCGCCAGCAUCGCGGGGUCAGUACCAAAGACCUUCCCCUCCUGCCUAUGCCGGCUCCAUGGGAUCCAGAAAUGGCUGCAAAGUACAUCCAAAUCGUAGGUGGUGUGGGUGAAGUUGUCAGACAGAAUUACCGCCGCCCAGACAGGGAUAGCAACAACUCUGGCAGCGACAACGGGUCUUCGACAUCAACGUCACGAGAUCGAGAAGCCGACAACACCCCAACCUCCCAGGAGAAUGGUGGCCUGUACCUUAAAUCCGAUCCUGGGGGCCGGGAUGGAGAAGAUGGGAUGAAGGAGAGGAGGCCGUAUGAUGUCAUCAGCCGUCACCUGGAUAUGUACACAGGAGCGAAACCUCCAGGGGCCUCACUUCUCGACACAUACUUACAGAUGAUGCGUGCCUCUGGGAUGGACCUGUCAACGCCCUUGGCAGAUAGCAUGCUGGAUGAGAGGAAGAUGCUUCAUUCUCGGCCUAUAGGUGGCGGCGUACUAGACCUGACCCGGCCUGACUUGAUACGAAGUAGCACUUCCCCACGCGACGAAGAUAAUGGUGGCCCCGCAUCAGAUGACUUUAGCGACGAUGAGUUUAGUAGUAUGCAUACAGAUGGUCGGGGAGCGCGGAAGCUGAGCGGAGGAGCCACUGUAGUGACUGUCACGCCUCGCUCCCCAGAGCCCUCUGACCCCGAGGAUGAUGCGAAGUGGGCAGUGCAGUAGUGAUCCACCACAUUCCGCCGUGCAGCGUCACACAGCAAUCACAGCCGUGGUACAAAUUACACAGUGGAUGCAACAGACUAGAUAUAUGGGCCAGUGUGACUCAGUGCCUGUGUUGGGCCCGCCGCUGUCGCCAGUGAACCGUCCUCAACCAUGCCCAACUAUUUUUGCCAUCUGUCCCAUAAUCAUACCCUCAACUCUACCUCUCAAGGAUAUAUUUAUUUUCAUCAUUUAAAUACAGAAGUAAACAAAACAAAAUUAGUUGAAGCUGUUACUCGACCACUUCAACGUUAGCAGUGUUUUGUGAUAUUUAAUGACCGACUGGUCUUCCCCUGUCAUCUAUACCUAAGCAGCAGGAGCUGUAAGGCUGCCUCCGGGCAUGGUUGAGAGCGGCACACGUCUUCAGCAGUUGUCAGUUCUCAGGGACUCGUCGGGCUUCACUCCUUCCUGUAAAUACUCUUCUCACUCAGGCCGGUGGUGAUGCAGGUGAGCGUCCUUCCACCAGGCCCCUGGCUCACACGCCCACACGUGUGCACACACAAUGCACCAGGAUUAUGUGCACGUAACAGACUUAUGCAGCCGCCUCUAUGUUAUGGUUAACUAGUUGGUGCCCUCUUUUCGGUGCUGUUAUUUUGGAUUAAGAUUUUUAACGAGGAAGCUUGAUGUAAAAUGAAGUUAUGUUAACUCAUGCUCUCUAAGCUGGCAGAUAAUGGCUCUGUUAAUACCAGCGCAAAUGCAUCAGUAAUUUCUCGCAAAUCAUUUAAAAACUAUUGCACCAACGGGCGCCCAGUGUUGCCAUAUCACUAACACUUUCCAUGGCGGCAUCAUCUCGCCUAGUUUAAGUAACUGCCUGAGAAACAGUAUCUCAGGUUAAAUUCACUGGUGCAUAUUGUAGCUCCAUUCGGCAUCAUCUCAGCAUUCCUUUAGCAGCAGUUUCAGUUAUAUUUUUAGGCUUGUACACAGAGAUGGACCCAUGACCUUAUGCCCAUAGUUUGUGAUGUGAUCAUGGAUUUUAAGCCUUCUGUAGUUUCCUGAUCAGUAACUCCUCUCUAGAAGAAAAAGGAUAUGAUUGUGGAGACACUCACUACACAACGCUAAAAAUCACUGUUCUCAUCAAUUUAAACAUGUGUUGUCCUUGACUAUUAACUUCUACUCAUACUACUACUACUACUACAAAUUUGAUUUGUUUUGGUUUGUGUCUGUGAAUUCUCCGUCCAGCCAGGGUAAAGUCCCCACCUGUACAGACGGCUUGAGUCAGGUCUCUGCUCAGUACAAAGUUGUCAGUGGCUGAGGCCCAAGCUGCCCGUCUUGAUCUCAGUGUAAAUAACCGCCACAAAACAGGCAAAUGAGUCCCUCUCCUCACCCUCUAUAUAUUACAGAUAGUCAGGUAGUAUUUCAGGUAUCAGAUCCCAUAUUGUUAUUUUUGUAAUGUGUUUACACAAGGUUCUCAGCCAUUCCAGUCGUAUGGUAAACUGCUCUGUCCAAGUCAUGUCAGCAUUUUAAGUGCAACUAGUCAAGGAUUCAGUAACAGAAAACACAAUUGGUGUGCUUUUAGGAUGCACUUCCACUAUGCUUAGCAGGUACAUUAAAUAAGCGAUAAACUGUAUAUUAACCUAUAGAGAUAUAUAACACAUGGCCUGCGUGGCAGUAGAAAAUGUAGUGUCUACCUCAUAGUUUAGCGGGUAUUUGUGGUGAUGCACGCGUGGGUGUUAUCCACUAUGGUCCCUGGACGUUAUGCUCGUGCUCUCACGGGCACCCAGCUGGCAUCCCGGGGGACCUGAUGUGGUGAAACUUGGGGCGGAGAUAGGUACUGGCACGCCUGCUAACACUAUACACCAGAGAUCAGUGUGGGAAGAUGUGAGGCGUAUGGUGAUGGUGGGCGUGACAGUGGUGGUACCCGCGUGGUGGUGUGUUGCUGCCCCCCGCACAGUGUGUCCUCAGUGUUGGGUAGUGUAGUGUAGACUAUAGCCAUAUUGUUAACGUAGGUAAGGCACCGGUAGUUGUUGUUGCAGCAGCGGUGGUGAUGAUGCGGUCCGAAUUACUGACACAACCGUGAUGUGAUGGGUGAUAAGGUAUGUGUACCAUGUGCACCGUGGUUAAACACACCUGCAAAGGCCGCCUAUAUACUCGCACACCGAUGCACACGCCCAUCACUGCAUGCCCUCGGAUCUAAGAGUAGGUUCCAGAGCAAUGUAAUUGAGUCAGCCCAAGACAAUACUUUUAUCUAGUUUUCUGUCCAUUCAAGAUGAUGUCCGAGAGUUAAACCCCCAUAAAUAGCUAGACUACUAUGGUGCUCUAACAGGAAGACCUAGAUGUCAAAGAGAGAAGGGCCAGAGUUGUACAUUAUUUGCUAGACAGCAUCUAUGCAAGAAGCAGAGAUGGCAACAGUAGGCGGUGGUGUGUCCAGGGUGGUGCCUUGGCAGCGAGUCAGGCCGAGCCAGGUCAAGAUGAAAUCAUGACCAACCUGCUAUGUUCUCAGCAAUUCCAGAGACCCAACCCGCACCCAGCCUCAACCCCGAACCAAUAGCCUUUUCCUCAAUCCAUAUAGCCUCAUACGCCAAUAUCCCCCAACCCAUAAUCCUGCAAGCCAACUGAUAUACACCAUAACGCCCCAAUUCCCCAUCCUGGGUGAUGGGGGAUGGGCGCUCCAACCCAACAGUAUUUACCGCCAAGGAGUAUUGACCCCAACUUAUAACUUAACAGUGAGCCAUGCAACCACGUCUUUCCAUAGAAGUAUUACUAGCCGUGUAGACCAUAUAUGAGGCUGGGGCGCGCUGGGUUGGCCGUGAUGGUGCUGGAAUAGGUUAGUGUUCUCCGUGAGAUGCUCUUGAGUAGGGAUGAUCAAGGUGGCGACCAUACAACAAGACAACAUUUGUGUCUCUAACCUAUAGAAAAUGACAUAGAAAGUAAGUUUACAUUAAUGGUUCUAUAUAAGGUUAUCCUAGGGCUACUUAUCUUCUAGGAUGGUACUGGCAUGCUUAGAGCCAAGGUUUGGUUUGAUAGAGCGGUAAUAGUGUCAGCUCUGCACAGUUCAAUGGUGAAUGAACACUACGAUGUUAAGCAAGAGAAUGGUGUCAUGGAUCAUCUUUCACAAACGAAUUACUACUUUUAGGUUACUCUUAGUUUAUCAUCUAAGUUAUGGUCAUUUAAUUUAAGCAUAACAGAUAUUAUUUUAUAUUUGUUGGUAUUACAAUUGUUAUUUUACCGAAUUAGCAGCAAUGCAUAUUUUUGUAGCUUAAGUUUACAAGUUCCUAGAUAUUAGCCAUGUCAAGCUCAGAGGUGUCCGCAGGAGAGCUUGGUCUACUAGUCUACACAAAUAUAUUUAUCCAUUGUUGAAGAAUGCUAUGUUACCAGGAUACUAGUUCCAUAUCUCUAAACAUUUUAUAUGUUUUAUACAUACAAUAGUUAAAUAUUUUAGUUUAAUCUAGGUAGCAAGAUGGGAGCUAUUAUAUUUCAUAAGGCGCCUGAGUGACGUGUGGCCGCGGACCAAGCUCUCCUGUGCCCCUUACCCAAGUGAUCAUUGUCCGAAUUAUGCAGCUUCCAAUGUUUAUAAUUUGCUACAUUACCAGGCCCUCUGACGGCCGCCAAGAUAACUAACGUGCCAAGCAACCAUGUUAUUAAUAGUUUCAAACAUUUAUUUUUCAGAAUACUCUGUUCAUUUGUUUAUUUUUGUCUAUUAUACAUGCCAACACGGUAGCAAGAUUUUGCAAGUCGGGUCGGCUUCCUGUUGCCAGUAAACAAGAAGGUCCGGAACCUUCAUAUAGACACUAUGUUAAGCGUUGGAAUAUAGCAGAAUGUAGCAUAUAUUGUUUAAAAA